AUGGCGGACGAGAACGGAAUCGCGCGUAAGUCUCCUGAGGAGAUAGCCAAGGAGCACGACCUGCUGCCCAAGCUGAUCGCGCACCUCGACCGGCACCUUAUCUUCCCGCUGCUGCAAUUCCUGGGUGACAGCGACGACGAUGAGAUCAGCGCUGCCGCUACCAAGGUCAAAUACGAGCUUCUGGAGAAGACGAACAUGACGGACUACGUGGCGCAGUUGUACAUGGAGAUGCAGGGGCUGGACGAGCCGCCGAAGGAGUUUGCCGUCAAGCGGCAGGAGGUGCUGAACCGGCUCGACAAGUACGGGCAGGAGAGCGAGAAGAUUACGGAUCUGCUGAGCCGGGAGGACGUUGUGACGGGGCUGAGAAGUGACAAGGUUGCCAACUUGGAGUUUUUGAAGAAGGAGCACGAUGUUACCAUCGAACUGAUCAACGUCCUGUACGACUUUGGAAACUUUCAGUACAACUGCGGGAACUACAACGCGGCCAGCGAGCUCCUCUACCAGUUCCGCGUCUUGUCUACAGAUGAGGCCAAGGUCUCUGCUGCCACCUGGGGAAAGCUCGCCUGUGAGAUCCUGGCUGGGAACUGGGAGGGUGUCCUGGAGGAGGUGACCAAGGUCAAGGAGUCCAUCGAUACCAAGCUCUUCAGCAACCCGCUCGCGCAGCUCACCCACCGCACUUGGCUGAUCCACUGGUCGCUGUUCCCCUUCUUCAACUACGAGGCCGGCCGCGACGUCAUCUGCGAGAUGUUCUUCUCGGCGCCCUUCAUCAACACCAUCCAGACCGCGUGCCCCUGGAUCCUCCGAUACCUAGCCGCGGCUGUGAUCACCAACCGCAACCGCACGCGCAACACGGGCCAGUACCAGAAGCAGCUCAAGGACAUCAUCCGCAUCGUCAAGCAGGAGAACUACGAGUACAGCGAUCCCGUGACCGACUUCAUCAAGGCGCUGUACAUCGACUUUGACUUUGAAGAGGCACAGAAGAAACUCUCUGAGGCCGAGGCGGUCCUGCAGUCCGACUUCUUCCUCUCCAACACCGCUGAGGGUUUCGUCGAGGCUGCCCGUCACCUCAUCUCCGAGAGCUACUGCAAGAUCCACCAGAGAAUCGACAUCAAGGAUCUGAGCGCCAGACUGGGCCUGAACCAGGACGAGGGCGAGAAGUGGAUCGUGAACCUCAUUCGGGACACGCGCGUGGAUGCCAAGAUCGAUUACAAGGAGGGCACGGUGGUCAUGAACCACCCGCCCAGCAGCGUGUACCAACAGGUCAUUGAGCGGACCAAGGGCGGCUUCUUCCGAACGCAGGUGUUGAGUGCUGCGGUGGCGAAGUGA
Drepanopeziza brunnea f. sp. 'multigermtubi' MB_m1 is the source of this 1326-nucleotide messenger RNA. RefSeq lists its product as uncharacterized. Gene Ontology annotation, biological process: translational initiation. Gene Ontology annotation, cellular component: nucleus; eukaryotic translation initiation factor 3 complex; cytoplasm. Gene Ontology annotation, molecular function: translation initiation factor activity. The record is from RefSeq and is a predicted model, not a curated record. NCBI's taxonomy places the organism in Eukaryota, Fungi, Ascomycota, Leotiomycetes, Helotiales, Drepanopezizaceae.